This is a messenger RNA of Miscanthus lutarioriparius, 1548 nucleotides long. NCBI's taxonomy places the organism in Eukaryota, Viridiplantae, Streptophyta, Magnoliopsida, Poales, Poaceae. The record is from the annotation of a GenBank genome assembly.
AUGAGACGCGUCACAACUGGCCAGGUGAAGCAAGCCUCUGAUGUUGUACGGGUGGGGCGCGGGUGGGAGCGGGAGGUGCAGCGUAGCACGGAGCCGUGGCGGGACAGGCCGUUGUCCGUGCUCGUCGCUGGCUUCGUGGGCGCGCACUGCUCGCUGGCGCUCCGCGCUCGCGGCGACGGCGUGCUCGGCCUCGACAGCUUCGACGCCUACUACGACCCGUCCCUGAAGCGUGCGCGGCAGCGUCUGCUGGUGUCCCGCGGCGUGGUGGUGCUGGACGCCGACAUCAACGACGCUGCGCUGCUGGAGCGGCUGCUGUCCACGGCCGUUCACGCACGUGCUGCGCCUCGCGGCCCAGGCGGCCGUGCGCCAACCGCUCAUUCAACUGCAGGAGACGGCUGGCCUACUCUAAUUUCUCUAGCAGUGGCAACAAUAGCAGUUGUCUGGCAGAGCAUGCCAAUAUCUGCUGCCUUUGAUGUUGUUGCAAAGAAUUUGAACCCCAAGUUCUUUGAGGUGCCUACUGGGUGGAAGUUUUUUGGGAAUUUGAUGGAUGCUGGAAUAUGCUCAAUCUGUGGUGAAGAAAGCUUUGGCACUGGACAAAUUGGAUAUGCUCUUGUUCCCAUGAUUGCUAGGGGAGUUAUGCUUGGUGCAGGCCAACCUGUUAUUCUGCACAUGCUUGACAUUCCGCCAGCAGCUGAAGCCCUUAAUGACGUUAAGUUGGAGUUGGUUGAUGCUGCAUUUCCUCUUCUGAAGGGAGUUGUCGCAACAACUGAUGUUGUGGAAGCCUGCACUGGUGUGAAUGUGGCCGUCAUGGUUGGUGGAUUCCCCAGGAAGGAGGGAAUGGCAAGGAAAGAUGUUAUGUCGAAAAAUGUUUCAAUCUACAAAGCCCAAGCAUCUGCCCUUGAAGCCCAUGCGGCCCCUAACUGCAAGGUUCUGGUGGUGGCCAACCCAGCAAACACCAAUGCUCUUAUCUUGAAAGAAUUCGCUCCAUCUAUUCCUGAGAAGAACGUUACUUGCCUGACCCGUCUAGACCACAACAGGGCUCUUGGCCAGAUUUCUGAGAGACUUAGUGUCCAAGUUAGUGAUGUGAAGAUGUUAUCAUCUGGGGGUAACCACUCAUCCACUCAGUACCCUGAUGGUAACCAUGCCACAGUGAAGACUUCCGCUGGGGAGAAGCCUGUUCGUGAGCUUGUUGCUGAUGAUGAGUGGCUUAAUGGCGAAUUCAUCACAACUGUCCAACAGCGUGGUGCUGCAAUCAUCAAAGCGAGAAAGCUCUCCAGUGCUCUCUCAGCUGCUAGCUCUGCUUGUGACCACAUUCGUGAUUGGGUUCUUGGAACCCCUGAGGGAACAUUUGUUUCCAUGGGUGUGUACUCUGAUGGCUCAUACGGUGUUCCUUCUGGACUUAUUUACUCAUUCCCAGUAACAUGCAGUGGUGGUGAAUGGAAAAUCGUUCAAGGCCUCCCGAUUGAUGAGUUCUCAAGGAAGAAGCUGGAUGCCACUGUCCAAGAGCUGUCGGAGGAGAGGUCGCUUGCUUACUCAUGCCUCGAGUAA